Molecule: messenger RNA, 243 nt
Organism: Abrus precatorius (Indian licorice)
Lineage: Eukaryota; Viridiplantae; Streptophyta; Magnoliopsida; Fabales; Fabaceae
Product: metallothionein-like protein 4A
Exons: 2
Coding region: 1-243 (80 amino acids)
Molecular function (GO): zinc ion binding
Source: RefSeq, a predicted model, not a curated record
AUGGCAGAUACAGGAAGAGGAGUGGCUGUCUGUGAUAACAAGUGUGGCUGCACAGUUCCAUGCCCCGGUGGUUCCACUUGCAGGUGCACAAGUGGCGACUCUGCUGCAGGAGGGGGUGAACACUUGACAUGCUCAUGCGGAGAGCACUGUGAGUGCAAUCCUUGCUCAUGUCCCAAAACUGUUGCUGCUGGAACUGGUUGCAGAUGCGCCACAGAUUGCUCGUGUGCAUCAUGCCGCACCUGA